AUGAAGCAGACUCACCUGUUUGUGGUGGGGGUCUGCCUGCUGUCCUCCUGCCGGGCAGAGGAGGGGCUGAACUUCCCCACGUACGACGGCAAGGACCGUGUGGUGAGUCUCACGGAGAAGAACCUCAAGCAGGUCCUGAAGAGGUACGACCUGCUGUGCCUCUACUACCACGAGCCCGUGUCUUCGGACAAGGUCGCGCAGAAGCAGUUCCAGCUGAAAGAGAUCGUGCUGGAGCUUGUGGCCCAAGUCUUGGAACAUAAAGAUAUAGGCUUUGUGAUGGUUGAUGCCAAGAAAGAAGCCAAACUUGCCAAGAAACUAGGUUUUCAUGAAGAAGGAAGCCUGUACAUCCUUAAGGGCGAUCGCACAAUUGAGUUUGAUGGCGAGUUUGCAGCUGAUGUCCUGGUGGAGUUUCUCUUGGACCUAAUUGAAGAUCCAGUGGAGGUCAUCGGCAGCAAACUGGAAGUCCAAGCCUUUGAACGCAUUGAGGAUCACAUCAAACUCAUUGGUUUUUUCAAGAGCGAAGACUCAGAAUACUACAAGGCUUUUGAAGAGGCAGCUGAGCACUUCCAGCCUUACAUCAAGUUUUUCGCGACCUUUGACAAAGGGGUUGCAAAGAAAUUGUCCUUGAAGAUGAAUGAGGUUGACUUCUACGAGCCAUUUAUGGACGAGCCCAUUGCCAUUCCUGACAAACCUUACACAGAAGAAGAGCUUGUGGAGUUUAUAAAGGAGCACCAGAGACCCACCCUACGCCGCCUGCGCCCAGAAGAUAUGUUUGAAACAUGGGAAGAUGACUUGAAUGGGAUCCACAUAGUGGCCUUUGCAGAGAGGAGUGACCCAGAUGGCUACGAGUUCCUGGAGACCCUGAAACAGGUGGCCCGGGACAACACUGACAACCCGGACCUGAGCAUCAUCUGGAUCGACCCGGACGACUUCCCCCUGCUCAUUGCCUAUUGGGAAAAGACUUUCAAGAUCGACCUAUUCAAGCCGCAGAUUGGGGUGGUGAACGUGACAGAUGCUGACAGUGUCUGGAUGGAGAUUCCGGAUGACGACGACCUGCCCACGGCUGGGGAGCUGGAGGAGUGGAUUGAGGACGUGCUUUCUGGAAAGAUAAACACCGAGGAAGACGACAAGGAGGAUGACGAUGAUGACGAUGAUGAUGGUGACAGCGAUAAUUCUGAUGAGGAGGAGAAUGAUGACAGUGAUGAUGAUGAUGAUGAUGACUAG
Pipistrellus nathusii (Nathusius's pipistrelle) is the source of this 1224-nucleotide messenger RNA. NCBI's taxonomy places the organism in Eukaryota, Metazoa, Chordata, Mammalia, Chiroptera, Vespertilionidae. The record is from the annotation of a GenBank genome assembly.